Molecule: messenger RNA, 2217 nt
Organism: Oryctolagus cuniculus (rabbit)
Lineage: Eukaryota; Metazoa; Chordata; Mammalia; Lagomorpha; Leporidae
Gene: RAB37
Product: RAB37, member RAS oncogene family
Molecular function (GO): GTP binding; GTPase activity
Source: RefSeq, a predicted model, not a curated record
CGCUCCGACCUCGGGCCGGUGUCGUAGAGGGGCUGGCGGGACAGAGGGAGGAGCCAGUCUGUCUGUCGGGGUCCGGGCCAGGUCGGUGGCAAGGAGGAAGGAGUGGGUGGAGCUGGGGCGGGGCCGUCCCUGCACUGUCCCUGGCUCGCUAGCUGGCCCAACUCGCCGCUCGUCCGUCCGGGGACAUGACGGGCAGGCCUGGCGCAGCUGCCUCCCGGGGUGGUGAGGCCCCCGAGCACUCCCCGCCCUGCAGUCCGAGCUUCGAUCUCACGGGCAAGGUGAUGCUCCUGGGAGACUCGGGCGUCGGCAAAACCUGUUUCCUGCUCCAGUUCCGAGACGGGGCCUUCCUGUCCGGGACCUUCCUCGCCACUGUCGGCGUAGACUUCAGGAACAAGGUGGUGACUGUGGACGGUGCGAGAGUGAAACUGCAGAUCUGGGAUACCGCGGGGCAGGAGCGCUUCCGCAGCGUCACCCACGCUUACUACCGAGACGCCCAGGCCUUGCUGCUGCUCUAUGACAUCACCAACAAAGCUUCCUUCGACAACAUCAGGGCCUGGCUCACCGAGGUGCACGAGUACGCCCAGAGGGAUGUGGUGAUCAUGCUGUUAGGCAACAAGGCGGAUGUGAGUAGUGAAAGAGUGAUCCGGUCGGAGGACGGGGAGAUGCUGGCCAGGGAGUACGGUGUUCCCUUCAUGGAGACCAGCGCCAAGACGGGCAUGAACGUGGAGCUGGCCUUCCUGGCCAUUGCAAAGGAGCUGAAGUACCGGGCGGGGCGGCAGGCCCAUGAGCCCAGCUUCCAGAUCCGCGACUACGUGGAAUCCCAGAAGCAGCGUCCCAGCUGCUGCUCCUUCCUGUGAUGCCCAGGGGGCUGCGGGGAGGCCACAGGGGCCCAGAGGACACAGCCGUGGCCCCCAGACCGGUUUAUCCUGAGAGGCUGAACGGAGGGAGAGGGAGAGGGGGACCCAGCCCUCAACCCCUUCCCAUGAAGCAGCUGGACUCCAGCGCCCGCCGCGGCUCCUGUGGCUCCCCUGCUUCCCCAGCGAGGGCGCGCCACCUUUCUCUUACUGCGACUUAAUUUAAAACAAGUAACAGGUGGAGAACCAGGACACCAGGACAACGGAGGCGGGGCCCUGGCGGCCCUUCUGCCUUUGAGGCCGAGGGGCUGGGCCUCCCUCCUAGCCGUGGGCAGCACCAGGGACACCGAUGCACUUGUAGGGGUGUGAGGGCAGGAAGUGACCCCGUCAGCAGUCUCACUUUAGCUGGACAGAGGCUGGGCUGACCCCUGGGUGCCGGGAGCCAGACCAUAGCUUCAGGGAAGACCACAGCUGUGGGUUAGGAGGCAGGCGGCCCCCUUGGAGGAGGGGAGAGAAGGAUCAGAGACCAGGGUGUGUCUGUCUGGCCACCUCAGGCGUUACGGAGCCCCUCCCGGGAGGGUGUCCCUUUCCUGGGCCCCUGGGGACCUUGGUUCCUGUCUCUGGACCUCAGAUCCCAGGGGAGCCCCUUCCCCCAGAAUCCCCGUCUUAUCUGCUUUCUGCCUGUGCCCCUGGCCACCAUCCCAGCUUUGGCAGGUGUGCAGUUUGUAGUGCUCAGCUCUCCGGGGUCAAGAACCAGAGAAAGCUCCAGCUCCUGGGGCAGGUGGGGGCAGCAGAAUGGAACAAAGCUUGCCCCUAGCCUGAGCCCUAAACCCAGCCUGACCACUGAGCCCUUUAACUCCUCAGCCGCCAGAGCCCAAACUGCUUUAUUGCCUCUUUGGCUAGAGAGCCGAGGUCAUCCGUUCCUAGGUAAAUCCAUGUGUGCAGAGCAAGGUCAUGGCCACACACUGGGGGCGGGGUGGGCCGGGGAGUAGCAAAGAGUUCAGGCAGGGCCAAGGUCGUGUCUCCCGAGGCCCUGACCCAGCUCCAGGAAGUGAACCUGAGACCAAGAGGUCAUGACCUACAGGUACCCAGACUCCUGCAGGCCAGGGGCAGCCGAGGAGGUGAGAAGCCAAAGUCAGCGCCGGUUCUGAGGCUGCGGCCUUUGCUUUCAAGGCGGAAUCCUGGCGCUCCGACUUGGGCGGAUAAGGAAGCACUCGCCAGGGCACAGCAGGGAGGAGCCUGACCUUGCCAGUCUUUCCUAAGGGCCCACGGCAGCCUGCAGGAGAUCCCGUAGCCAAGACAGCCCGGGGCUCCUGGCGUUUGUGUUUUUGCGGAAUUAAAUCGCAGUGUUUUGGAAACUGCA